Molecule: messenger RNA, 1344 nt
Organism: Plectropomus leopardus (leopard coralgrouper)
Lineage: Eukaryota; Metazoa; Chordata; Actinopteri; Perciformes; Serranidae
Gene: nkx6-1
Product: NK6 homeobox 1
Biological process (GO): cell differentiation; regulation of transcription by RNA polymerase II
Cellular component (GO): nucleus
Molecular function (GO): RNA polymerase II cis-regulatory region sequence-specific DNA binding; DNA-binding transcription factor activity, RNA polymerase II-specific
Source: RefSeq, a predicted model, not a curated record
UGGGAUGGACUGCGGGUCCGGAGAGGAGCGGCUUUAGUUGAGUCCGGACCCGGUCAGGUGCGCAGAGACCCGCAGAGACCUGCUCGUGCACCCGGAUCCUGCACAGAGGCGGUCCCGAUGUUAGCGGUGGGUCAGAUGGACGGGUCCCGACAGAGCGCCUUCCUCCUCAGCACCCCCCCGUUAGCGGCUCUGCACAGCAUGACCGAGAUGAAGACCCCGCUGUACCCGGCGUACCCGCUGUCCUCCACCGGCCCCAACUCCUCCACCUCCCCGGCCACCACCUCCCCAAACCCGGGCGGCAUGGCGGUGUCCUCCCCGGGCAUCAAGAGCUCCACGGGGCUGUCCUCCGGGCUCGGCUCCCCGCAGCAGUGCUCCUCCGCCACCCCGCACGGGAUUAACGACAUCCUGAGCCGGCCCACCGCCGCCAGCACCGGCGCCACGGUGGCCGUGGCCGCCGCCGCCGCCGCCGCCUCCUCCUCGGCGGGCAUCCUGUCCGGGCUGCCCCGGUUCAGCAGCCUCAGCCCGCCGCCGCCUCCCGGACUUUACUUCAGCCCCGGCGCCGCGGCGGUGGCCGUGGCCCGGUACCCGAAGCCCCUGGCGGAGCUCCCGGGCCGGACGCCGAUCUUCUGGCCCGGAGUCAUGCAGAGUCCGCACUGGAGGGACGCACGAUUUGCGUGUUCACCGCAUCAGAACUCCGUGUUACUGGACAAAGACGGGAAAAGGAAACACACGCGGCCCACGUUUUCUGGACAGCAGAUUUUUGCUCUGGAAAAGACUUUUGAACAAACUAAAUAUCUGGCGGGGCCGGAGAGAGCGCGCCUGGCGUACUCUCUGGGCAUGACCGAGAGCCAAGUCAAGGUUUGGUUCCAGAACAGACGGACUAAGUGGAGGAAAAAGCACGCGGCGGAGAUGGCCACCGCCAAGAAGAAGCAGGACUCGGAGACCGAGCGGCUGAAGGGGACAUCGGACAACGAGGACGAAGACGACGACUACAACAAACCUUUGGACCCGAACUCGGACGACGAGAAGAUCACACAGCUGCUGAAGAAACACAAGCCGGUCCCGGUCCCGGGCUCCGCGCUGCUGCAGCUGCACACCGACAACGACUCCUCCUAAUUCUCCUUUUCUCUCUCUGUGGGAAAUGACACAAACUCUCGGAGCUUUUCGACAGUUUUAUUUCGUCUCUUUUUUUGCACGCGGAUGGAGGACUUCCUGUCGGGACGAACACUUUGUGGCCCCCCAAAACACUUUGUACAUAGAGCCGUGAGUUGUGUCCGAUAGAAAAGAUCCUGCUGUGAAUCCUUCAUGUGUAAUUUUGUACAGACGCUCUCAGAUCAGCCCCCU